This is a messenger RNA of Haliotis rubra (blacklip abalone), 1805 nucleotides long. RefSeq lists its product as uncharacterized. Lineage: Eukaryota; Metazoa; Mollusca; Gastropoda; Lepetellida; Haliotidae. Gene Ontology annotation, cellular component: nucleus. The transcript has 5 exons. Bases 96 to 1079 code for a protein of 327 amino acids. The record is from RefSeq and is a predicted model, not a curated record. Gene Ontology annotation, biological process: regulation of transcription by RNA polymerase II; oocyte development; spermatogenesis.
AAUGAGCACAAGAAAAGGGCCAGCCUCGAGUAUGACACUAGUUACAAAGUAGCAGUUGAUUACAGUAGAUUGACAGUGUUCAGAUCGCAGAAAAGAUGAAAACGGACUACCAACCGUUUCUUUCUGCUACUGUAUCACAAUGUUCGCGAGUGACCAGAAAGGACACGGGAUCACCAUGCAAGUCCUUAAUGGAGACCGAUUCUGUGAAAAGAGCAGCGGAGUGUUCUGUUAAACCUAAACAUAUUGAUUCUGGACAAGAUACUCAAUACAAAAACCGGUCUCCGAACCCGGGGAAGGCAGGGGAGAGACAAGUGCUCACACAUACGCCACGAGGAAAUAGUAAAGACGUCAACAGCGGUGGCGUGGAAUCGAGGGGCACGCGGUCUGUAACACCCCGAUCCAGGAGAAAAGCUCGCAAGCCAAAGAAGCCCCAGAAGAGUGCGGCAUGCUGGGACCCCAACUUCCGUGGCGUGACGAUGUGGUUCACUACUCUGGUGGAAGGGGACAGGGCACAACUCAGGAUAUCGUCCUUCUUCAGCAAGACGACGGGUAAGAAAAAAUCAUUCAUGGGAACCAAAUGUCGGCGGAAGCGCAGCGACUCUGUAUCUGAAUGCAAGAGCAGCUCCGACAAUGAGGACUUCCGUGAGACAUUCCCCACGAUGAACUUCGGAGGUGGAGGACCAAGACCACAGGAAAAGACCACAGGAGACCAGAGGUGGACCGACCACAGGAACACAGGACCACAGGACCAUGGAAUCCACAAGACCAAAAAUGGCACUGACCAAAGACACUGGACCAACAUGUGGACCACACAUGUGGAAACAAAGGACCACAGGAACGACCACAGGACCAUGGAGGACACAAAAAGAGACCACAUGAAAGAGGAAAGACCACAAGACCAUGAGACCAUGGAGGACAAAGAACAUGACCAUGGACACAGACCAUGGACCAUAUACAGAAAAUAUCGAGUGCGCUGUAGCAAGUGUUGGCACAUCCCCAAAAAGGACAGCAAGACCUACCCAUCAUGUUCUGUCUGUGGUGGAAUGCUGCGCUUCCACCAGAACAGGAAACUCUGGUAGACUAGCCUGCAUUUUACCGGACAGUUUUACCCACCCGGACAAAUAUAUCUACCUUGACGCCCUGCGUGGUUAGUAAGUCUGGACGGGGAGGGUUUUACUGGCAUCUUAAGCUUAUUAUCCACGACCACUUGGGCAGUUCCGGUAGAGGACAGGGUACAGUGACGGUCCCAGGAACACAGCAGAGAUAACAGGAAAAGUCAUAAUAGUCUGGAUAUUUUAAUUAUGGCAAACUUUUAGUGAGGCACAACUCGGUCUUCGAAGACCGUAGCUAUACAUGUGGAAUUUGUGAUAGAAAGGUUGAAAGCAUUAGAAUUAUUCCGUAAAAGUUUGUCAGAUUAACCUGUAAGGGUUUUGUUUAUGACCAUGGUUUUGAAGCCGAUACCUUAAAGUGUUACUGCUAUGUGUGUACAGGAUGCCCGUGGAGUGUGGUGACGUGCAUUUCUCCUCUUCCUUGAGAUGGCCCAAGUACUAUUUCUAUGAAUGUCAUCGAUUAUGUUAUAUGUAUUGACUACAUAUCAUUAUCCUUAAUCUUUAUAAUCAGUGAUAUUUCAGAUUUUUUGAUGUUAGUGAUUGACACGAUUACAGAUGAAUUUUGCUAUUUAUGAAAUCACUAAAUCUUGAUGACACCUUUUGAUUCCACUUUGGAGCAAGCAGCUCUAUUUUGAGUUAUAUUUUACCAAUGUUUAUUUUGUAUUGUUUUAUUGAUAUAAACGUUUAUUGAAUAUU